Molecule: messenger RNA, 2735 nt
Organism: Oncorhynchus tshawytscha (Chinook salmon)
Lineage: Eukaryota; Metazoa; Chordata; Actinopteri; Salmoniformes; Salmonidae
Product: RNA cytosine C(5)-methyltransferase NSUN2-like
Exons: 11
Coding region: 876-2162 (428 amino acids)
Biological process (GO): tRNA methylation
Cellular component (GO): nucleus; cytoplasm
Molecular function (GO): tRNA (cytidine-N5)-methyltransferase activity; tRNA binding
Source: RefSeq, a predicted model, not a curated record
CUAAAUAACACAGCCACAAUUUUUUUCUUCGUGAAAACAGAAAUGUGAUUUUUGUUCAUAAUUUACGGUUAGGUAUACAGAUAAUAUUGUGGUUAAGGUUAGGUUUAAAAUCCGAUUUUAAUAAGAUAAAUUGUAUAAAUAGGCGGGGUUUAUGGCUGGGUUAACUAGUGACGACCGAGCAAUGUGUGUUCGUCAGAGGCAGUACGCGAGUGCAACACCAUUCGCAGUUCAAUCACGCUGUUAGUAAAAUACGUUUUGACUACACCAAUUUUCUGCUUUGUAGGUUAUUAAUAUCCAGAGUGGUUUUAUGUUUCCGACACGGGGAAGAGAAGUCGACAGAGAAAGAAGCAGCAUCACAAUAGCAAGCCUGGCGGUAGGGAUAGUAGGGACAAUUAUGUAAGGUUUGAUAGCUAAUCAUAGAUAGCCGACUAACUUUAGCAGAACGUUACUGUACCUACCUAACUAACUUAGAUGGCAUAACGUUACAGUAAUUUGAAGCUAAGUCAAAGAGAGAUUUAAUUUCUCCCUAGCGAGCCAGCAACUUUAAUUGGAUUACUAUCGCACAUCUCAUUGCUUAUCAUACCUUGUUGACAAGGUAGUAGUGAGAGGGGGGUAGUGAGACAGCGCACACAGGUCUAGGACCAGGCUACUCUUGCUCUACAUCAGGAUCCACAAUUAUGAAGACUGUUGUCCAAAAUGCCCUCUAUUAAACCUCUAAAAUGCAUUGAAAGGAAUGCGUUGUCCAUCUGUAGCCAUGCCAAGUAGGUCCUCCACUGUCUGAAAAACGAGUACUUCAGGGAGAUCAAGGAGGUUGUGAUCGAUGGGCAGAAAAUUUCCGACUUGCGAACCCGAUGAGCUAGCGUUGGCACACCAACAUGAGCAGGAGGAUUUUGGACAUGUGUGCUGCUCCUGGAUCCAAGACAGCCCACUUGAUCGAGAUGCUCCAUUCUGAUAUGGACAUACCCUUCCUUGAGGGCUUUGUGAUAGCCAAUGACGUGGACUACAAGCGUUGCUACCUGCCGGUGCACCAGGCUAAGAGAAUGAACAGCCCCUGUAUCAUGGUGGUGAACCACGAUGCCUCCUGCAUCCCCAGACUACAGAUAGUCACAGAGGACGGACAGAAGGACACACUGUUCAAUGACCGCAGCCUCUGUGAUGUCGCCUGUGCGUUAGAGUUGGCAGAUACGUCCGCUGAUCUCCCAGGGUUAAAAUGGAUGUCUGGAGUCACCAAAUGGAAGUUGAUGACUAAGGAGGGUCAGUGGUAUAAGGACUGGUCAGAGGUGCCAGCCGACCACCACACACAGAUCAGACCCACCAUGUUCCCUCCCCCCUGGAGGAGGGGUGGCAGGAACACUGGAGGCUUCUUUGUAGCUGUCCUGGUCAAGAAAGCCCCCAUGCCCUGGAGCAGAACAAUCCCCAAGUUGAGGAAGGAGCAGACAUCCAGCUCAGUGACCCAGCCAGAGGACUCUCCAGUGGACACCCCCCUCCUUGAGAGACCCCUGGAGGAUGGAGACGGAGGAGAGGAGGCAGGAGAGGACUCGCCCAAAGAGCUAGUCGAUCAGACCAAGGAACCCAACGUGUCAAUGGCUUAUUUGAAAUCCAAACUAUUAUUCAAAACAUUGAAAUCAGAAGCAAUCGGUAAAUAUGUUGCUGAAACGGAUGUUAUUCUCAAGCACUGUAAUUUCAUUAUUUUGUGUGUUUUGCAGGUGAUCAACACAGAGGUGUAUGUGUGGUCUCUCAACAGCGACAAGGAGCAGUUUGGCUGUGCCUUCAGACUUGCCCAGGAGGGUAUCUAUACUCUGUUCCCCUACAUCCGCUCCAGGAUGAUCACAAUCAGUGUUGAGGACAUCCAGAUUCUACUGACUCAGGAGAACCCGUACCUCAACAAACUGGAGGAUGAUGCUCACCAACAGGCCAAGAAGAUUGAAAUGGGCAGCAUUGUUCUAAAGUAUCGGCCUGAUAGUAGUAACCCUGAUUGUCCACAGUGUCCUAUAGAGCUGUGUGGCUGGAGAGGCAAGACCUCCAUCAGAGCUUUUGUACCCCGUAACGAGAGGUUCCACUACCUCCGCAUGCUGGGGGUCGAGGUAUUCCGGAACAAACAGGGACCGGGACCCAGGGAGAAGAGGUGGAGACGGAGAACGAGAACAAAAAUGGCAGCAUAAAAGAGGAGUUGAAAGGAGAGGUGACGAGCACCUGACAGGGGAGGGGAGAUAUUUACCAGCACCUAAGGGGAGGAGUAGAAAGAAAUGUGUAUCUCAUAGUCUUAACAGGUUUCCCUCUCUUUGUCUCCACCAUAUUGCUUUCACCCUUCUGUUUUUAUAUCAGUGGAGAUGUAGGAGAGGCGUUGAACCUCUUUAGACUAUUGUGACACAGGGAGAAAGGGAAAGGGAGGAGGAGGUGCUGUAUGAGCUGGAGCUAUGCUGGCCAGACUAGGGCUAGACCAAAUGUGAGGGAGAAGAGAUGAGUUGGGUAGCUCAGUAGAACUUCUAAUCCACUGCCAUAGCAGAAAGGCCACCCCUUGACCGAGCAACUGGUCUUCCAUGCUCCCCCAGACUUGGUACACUCCAGGGGUCGACGCUUUAGUAACUUAUUUUAGUUUCUACUGCUGAUUUAUUUUAAAAGGGAACUUCACUGGUAAACAACUUUUUAAAAUUAUUAUUAUUGUGCAUGUUUGAAUGUUUAUCAACGGCUAUUUCAUUUUCUAUCAUUGUAAGGAAGAUGGAAUUGAUUAAAGA